CCACUCCUCCCCGUUCCUCUUCCUCCCUCCCCACUCCCGCCGCUCGUUUCAAACCCUCCUUGCGACCCCAGCCGCGAUGGCCGCCGCUAUCGCCGGCGACGCCGAAACCGACCUCACCCUGCCCAUCUCGGAUGACCUCGACGACAACGGUUUCCCCGCGUCACCCCCCACCGCAGCCACCACCAGCAGCUUCGCCGACGACUUCUACCGCAGCGGCAUCGACUGGUCCUCCCUGCAAGCCCCUCCUUCUCAUCGGAGGAGGCCAGCCGCUGGAACAAUAGAGACAGUGUGCGGCCCGUUGGUUCAGAAGAAUCUCUUCCAGGCGUGGGGGAUCGAGAAGCCAGCCGCUGGAAUGGCGCAGAAAGUUUGCGGCCCGCAGGUUCAGAAGAACCUCUUCCAGGCGUGGGGAAUCGAGAAGCCGCCGCGGGAAGAGGCGGCGCAGGGGGCCCCUGUUGGGGCUCGGGCCUCCUCCUCCUCUCCUUCUCCUUCUCCUUCUGGUGCUUGGCCCGGUAGGAAGCGGCGCUGGGGAGGCUCGGACGAGAACGGGGCGUCCAGGAAGCCCGUCGCUUGCCCCUUCUACAAGAAGAUUCCCGGUACGCCGUUCACGGUGGACGCAUUUCGGUAUGGAGCAGUUGAGGGGUGCUCUGCUUAUUUUCUCAGCCAUUUCCAUUGUGAUCAUUACGGUGGGUUAACCAAGAAGUGGUGUCGUGGUCCUAUCUAUUGUACUGCACUCACUGCACGCCUGGUGAAGAUGUUACUAUCAAUUGACUCUGCGUAUGUUUGUCCCUUGGAGCUUGAUACUGAGUAUGUCAUCGACGGAGUGAAGGUUACCUUCUUGGAGGCCAAUCAUUGCCCUGGUGCAGCCCUAAUUCACUUUCGUCUUAGUGAUGGCAAGACCUAUCUCCACACUGGGGAUUUUAGAGCAUCAAAAUCAAUGCAAUUGCACCCACUCCUCCAAACUGGCCGCAUAAGUUUGCUUUAUCUGGAUACAACAUAUUGCAAUCCAAAAUACAAAUUUCCACCACAGGAGGAUGUUAUUGAUUUUGUUGUCAGGACAGCUCAAAGGUAUCUAAAGAAGCAACCAAAAACACUUAUUGUUGUUGGGGCAUAUAGCAUCGGGAAAGAGAAUGUCUAUCUAGCAAUUUCUCAAGCUUUAGAGGUCCCUAUAUACACUGAUGCAUCACGAAGGCGGAUUCUUCACUCAUUUGGCUGGCCAGACUUGUCCAAAAGGAUAAGUUCAUGCAAUCAAAGUUCACCACUUCAUGUUCUGCCCCUUGCAUCACUGCAACAUGAGAACUUGAAGAAGUACUUGGAGACUCUUGACCAAAGAUUUCUAGCUGUGCUGGCUUUUCGACCUACAGGUUGGACUUUUUCUGAGGCAGCUGGAAAGGAGCUUGACUUAAUUAAACCUAGCUCUAGAGGCAGAGUUACAAUCUAUGGUGUACCUUAUAGCGAGCACUCAAGUUUCAGCGAGCUUAGGGACUUUUUGAAGUUUCUGAGACCUCAAAAGGUAAUUCCCACUGUUAAUGUUGGUAAUGCGGCAAACCGAGAUAAAAUGCAAGCUUAUUUCCGGGAAUGGCUCAAGAGCACGUGAUGGAUGGAGGCAUGAAGCGUGAUCAGUUAUGUAAGCCUCAUAUGUGGAAUUUUCAGUGUGGUAUCUGUUGUACGCCUUCCUACAUUUAACAGUCUAACAAUGGUUUGUAUCUUGGUGAA
This is a messenger RNA of Aegilops tauschii subsp. strangulata, 1713 nucleotides long. Its product is annotated as DNA cross-link repair protein SNM1. NCBI's taxonomy places the organism in Eukaryota, Viridiplantae, Streptophyta, Magnoliopsida, Poales, Poaceae. The record is from RefSeq and is a predicted model, not a curated record. Gene Ontology annotation, molecular function: damaged DNA binding; 5'-3' DNA exonuclease activity. Gene Ontology annotation, biological process: interstrand cross-link repair; double-strand break repair via nonhomologous end joining.